Molecule: messenger RNA, 1650 nt
Organism: Salvelinus fontinalis (brook trout)
Lineage: Eukaryota; Metazoa; Chordata; Actinopteri; Salmoniformes; Salmonidae
Gene: bloc1s4
Product: biogenesis of lysosomal organelles complex-1, subunit 4, cappuccino
Exons: 5
Coding region: 100-798 (232 amino acids)
Cellular component (GO): BLOC-1 complex
Source: RefSeq, a predicted model, not a curated record
GACCCUUGUAAGCCGCCAUCCACAGUUUCAACGACGUGAUUUAAUCAUCUGACAAUCAUAACACUGUAGCAGAAAGCGACAUCAGGAAACUGGGCAGAGAUGGAGCCUAGGAUGGAAAAUCGGGUAGGUUUUCUCUCCCCGCUGGAGGAGUCCAGUGCCGAGGUGAGUCGAGACAGUGGCUUCGUGUCGCAGAGUGCGAGCAGUUUAUCCAUGUUGAGCGAGGCCCUAAGCAGUGGCACCGUGUCGCAAAGCCCCAGUUUCGGCGCAGCAGUCUCGCAGAGUCCGAGCUUCAACUCCGCGGAGCCCGACCCAGACCACAACCAGCGGGAUGAGAUCCUGAAACACACUGCUCUCAGUUACUCCUCAUACAUCAGAGCUACUGCUGGAGAUGAGAUCCUGUGUUUGGAGAAAAGUCUGGAGGAAAUGCUGACUAGGGUGGAUGAAUUUGUAGGAAUGCUUGACAUGAUCCGCAACGACACAUCACAGAUUGUCAACGAGAACUUACCUCAAAUACAUAGAAAAUCAGAAGAGAUGAGACAAAUAUACAGAAAGAUUGACAAGUUGGAUGCAUUUGUGAAGAUUGUAGGUGCCAACGUGAAUGUCAUGGAGGAACAGGUCACUCAGGCAGAGAGGGAACAAGGAACCCUGCCGGGCGCCUUCAGAAAGAUGUUCCGCACCAUGAAUGUCCCAGGCUUUCUAAAUAAACCAGCCAGCCCCAGAAGGCAUCAGCAACAUGAUCAGGAGCUUCCCCCAGUGUUCAAAACAGAUGAUUAUUUCACCCAACACCCAGGACACUGAAAGUUUGUCUGAAAUGACACCCUAUUCCUUUAUAGUAUUGCCCAGGUCCCACAGGGCUCUUAUCAACAAUAGUGCACUAUAUAGGGUGCCAUUUAGAAGGUAACUUGAAACAGGCCUGCAGCUCCCACACAUCACACAUGCAAUGGUCAGCCUAACUCCUUCUCUAGGCCAGGGGACUUCAGUCUUCAUGGCUGUCUGAACUGGACCAGAGCCAUAGAUUGAGAUGGAUAUGGCUCUGGACCUGACUAUCGGGACAAUAAUUCUAAUGUGCUCUGGACUGGAGGAUCUGAGGUGCAACAAUUUCAACUAGCAAUAUAGUGUUGGCUCUGUCUCUCUCUCACAAGUGGCUGUGAAUACGCUGAAGAAAUCAGACUCUUAUUGGAUGCGGACACCUGAAAUAGGAAAAUUAUGUUAUUGAUCUAAAGACUUAUUUUUUAAGACAGUUUUUCAAGUUCCUCCAAGUGUUUCACCUUUUCUGAUCUUGUGGUCACAUGUUGAAUUGAAUUGCUGUCAGGAAAAUUAUAUUAAUCAUCACACUUGUGCUCUCAUCAACAGUAUGAUUUGGAGUAUAUGAUGUUCAAGCUAGACUAAACCUUAACAUGAUAUGGUAGUUUUAGUGGCAUUCUGUCUGUAGACAUCUUUUAGAAUGCUAUUGUUUCCUGUUUGUAUGGCCUAAUGCUGGAGUGGAAUUGGCUAUUUGUAAUUCUCCACACACUGCACCAAGCAACAUUUAUUUGUUUAACAUACUCUUUUGUGAUAAUUGUAUAUUAUUAUUUUUACUUUUGUCACUGAUGAUCAUCAUACCAAAUAAUUACAAAUAAAGUGGUUUCUUCUUGAUUGACUUUCAGUAAA